AUGAAAUCGCGAGAUUGCAUGUCGAACAAGAGCUACAAAGUCAAAAAAGGGUCACGCACAGACAUCUCGAUCCCAGUUAUCACCAUCGUUGAGCCCGUACAAAAUAGUACAAGCAGCCUAAUCGACCAAAACGUCAUACUGCCACAGAAACACAUAGAGAACCAUACAGAUCAUGAAUCUAUCCUUCUACCUGAAAUUAUCAAUCUUCACCACGAUUUGGGUUGCCUGAUGAUCGACGCAGAUGGUGAAUAUCAAGCGACCUAUGCUGGCGAAUUUGGACAGUUAAGUGACUCAUGGCUCUACUCUCUGCACAGCAUAGUGGCACUAUGCGUGAUAUGUGAUCCCUCCCACAAUGGGAUGCGCAGCAGUCAACAGGCACAUGAAUCAUUAGAGAUUGCAAAAAAACUUGUACCGCAGGUUUGCGACAAAGCUGCCUUGGACAGUUUGCGCGCAUUGAUAGUGUUGUCUUUGGCCUUUCAGUCAAAUGCAUUUACGAAUUCUGCUUAUCUUCACGUUGGUCUUGCUGUCCUCAUUGCUUUCUCUCUUGAUCACGAUGUUUCUCUUGCGUUGGGUAAGCCUUGCACGAUGUCUUCUUCAAUCAAUCUUGGUUGGGCUCCACCACUGCCAUCAGAAACCCUCACGCAAAGAAUCCGACAUGUUCUCUAUGAUAGUACUGUUCAUGGGGGUCAGGAGUUGUCGGAUGUUAAUUUUAACGACAAUAUGGCAGCCUUGAGAGAAUGGUUGGCGCAAGUGCCACUACAUCUUCAACCUUCAACAUUAGUACCACUCCCCCACCGCAGACCAAUUUUUCUACUUCAUCUUUGCUAUUGGAGCGCAAUUAUGCUUAUUACUAAGCCAUUCCUCCUUCGAAACCUCUUAGAAGAUGGUUACCAAUUCCGCGUAAAGCAGUGUCUUAAAAUCCUACUGGCAAUUAGUGUAUCUGGCUACCCAAAGCAGCUGCUUCCCGAACCACUGUAUCAGUUACAGCAGGGUGGACUUGCUGAAGACGUUGGAGAUGGUAAUUCUAUGUUACCCCAACAUUUGCAAGCUCACCAGGAAGUUGAAGAAGCCCUGAGAGAUGAUUUAAUAGACUAUGCUGCUGACCAAGUUACAACCGAGCAGCUAAACGAACUGGACAUGUCUGAUAAUGCUAUCGAUAUUGGAUUCUGGGGCGAUCUUCUGGAGAUCUCAGCUAGCGUUCCCUUUGAAAAGUGUUGA
Messenger RNA from Bipolaris maydis ATCC 48331, 1218 nucleotides. Lineage: Eukaryota; Fungi; Ascomycota; Dothideomycetes; Pleosporales; Pleosporaceae. The record is from RefSeq and is a predicted model, not a curated record.